AUGCUCAAUUGCGCUCUCCCUCGCCGCCGAGCCAGCGGCACCCACCUGGCACUGAAAGGCAAGCUGGAGAUCCACGCCGGGAACUACCCUUGCCUAGACUUGCAGCAGCUUGCUACCCAUCUCAUAUGUGAGCAGCAGAUCGCAGCCACCGUGUUCACUACCGUCGUCUCCUCCUACCCUGAUCGGGACGGCGGUGAGGGGAUGUGUGACGCCGGCGCGCUGGCGAUGUCAAAGGACCGAGGGCCAAACCCCGGAUUUGGGGAUGUCGUCACCCCAGGAUGGGAGAACUGGCGGUUAGGAAGGAUAAGCCAGGAACACGGGGGACUCACCCGUGCUGAGGGAAAGCAGGGAAAGGAACUCGAGAGGUGGGCUCAGUGCUCCAGGUCGUGGGGCAGUAUUCGUGCCUCACGAGCGCAUGCUUUCCCUGGUAUUAUGUCGUUGAUUCGAGUGAAGGGGAUGGAAAGACUGUGGUUGAUGUUUGGGUGCCGUGGAGAGCCUGGUGAACUGUAG
Molecule: messenger RNA, 510 nt
Organism: Dacryopinax primogenitus
Lineage: Eukaryota; Fungi; Basidiomycota; Dacrymycetes; Dacrymycetales; Dacrymycetaceae
Exons: 2
Coding region: 1-510 (169 amino acids)
Biological process (GO): D-serine catabolic process
Molecular function (GO): D-serine ammonia-lyase activity
Source: RefSeq, a predicted model, not a curated record